Messenger RNA from Neomonachus schauinslandi (Hawaiian monk seal), 3359 nucleotides. It is a transcript of the gene ZBTB17, whose product is annotated as zinc finger and BTB domain containing 17. NCBI's taxonomy places the organism in Eukaryota, Metazoa, Chordata, Mammalia, Carnivora, Phocidae. The coding region runs from base 219 to 2228 and encodes 669 amino acids. Gene Ontology annotation, molecular function: RNA polymerase II cis-regulatory region sequence-specific DNA binding; protein binding; DNA-binding transcription factor activity, RNA polymerase II-specific. Gene Ontology annotation, biological process: regulation of transcription by RNA polymerase II. Gene Ontology annotation, cellular component: nucleus. The record is from RefSeq and is a predicted model, not a curated record. The transcript has 13 exons.
GGAAGCCAGCGAGGUCGGUUCCGCCCGACUCUAACAUGGCGGCGCCCUUUGUCUGCUCUGAAGUGCCGUCCCCGGCCUUCUCGCGGCCGUGAUGCACCUCCCUCUACGGUGGGGUCCGGGACAUGGCAGGUAAUGAGCUGGAGGAGGAGAGCCAAGCUGGAGUUUACGCAGACAAACUGUCAGAAAAGAGUAGCCUGGGCUACUUGGAAAUCUGAGCCAUGGAUUUUCCCCAGCACAGCCGGCACGUCCUGGAGCAGCUGAACCAGCAGCGGCAGCUGGGACUGUUGUGUGACUGCACGUUUGUGGUGGACGGGGUUGACUUCAAAGCCCAUAAGGCAGUUCUGGCGGCCUGCAGCGAGUACUUCAGGAUGCUCUUCGUGGACCAGAAGGAUGUGGUGCACCUGGACAUCAGUAAUGCGGCAGGCCUGGGGCAGGUGCUGGAGUUCAUGUACACGGCCAAGCUGAGCCUGAGCUCCGAGAACGUGGACGAUGUGCUGGCCGUGGCCAGCUUCCUGCAAAUGCAGGACAUCAUCACGGCCUGCCAUGCCCUCAAGUCACUGGCUGAGCCGGCCGCCAGCCCUGGGGAGAAUACGGUGGCCUCGGCCACGGAAGGAGGAGACAAGAGAGCCAAAGAGGAGAAGGUGGCUGCCCCCACACUGGGUGAGCUGGACCCUGGCGGCAGCGGUCCGCCCACAGGCCCAGGCCGGGAGCCCAAAGAGGAGCGGGGUGGCCAGGCCGAGAGCACGGCCAGCGGGGCCGAGCAGACGGAGAAGGCUGAUGCCCCCCGGGAGCCACCCCCCGUGGAGCCCAAGCCUGACCCCACGAGCAGCAUGGCCGCUGCGGAGGCCGAGGCCGCCUUGUCAGAGAGCUCCGAGCAAGAAAUGGAGGUGGAGCCGGCCAGGAAAGGAGAGGAGCGGGACGAGGAGGGCGCGGCGGAGGUCAAGGAAGAGGGGCCGCCGCUGGAGAAGGGGGAGGCCCCCGAGGAGAGCGAGGAGUCGGCCAGCACGGACUCCGGCCAUGAGCUGGGCGCCGAGGCCCGGGGCCUGCGCUCGGGCACCUACGGCGACCGCACGGAGUCCAAGGCCUACGGCUCGGUCAUCCACAAGUGCGAGGACUGCGGGAAGGAGUUCACGCACACCGGCAACUUCAAGCGGCACAUCCGCAUCCACACGGGCGAGAAGCCCUUCUCGUGCCGAGAGUGCAGCAAGGCCUUCUCGGACCCGGCUGCGUGCAAGGCCCACGAGAAGACUCACAGCCCGCUGAAGCCGUACGGCUGCGAGGAGUGCGGCAAGAGCUACCGGCUCAUCAGCCUGCUGAACCUGCACAAGAAGCGGCACUCCGGCGAGGCGCGCUACCGCUGCGAGGACUGCGGGAAGCUCUUCACCACGUCCGGCAACCUGAAGCGCCACCAGCUGGUGCACAGCGGCGAGAAGCCCUACCAGUGCGACUACUGCGGCCGCUCCUUCUCCGACCCCACGUCCAAGAUGCGCCACCUGGAGACCCACGACACCGACAAGGAGCACAAGUGCCCCCACUGCGACAAGAAGUUCAACCAGGUGGGGAAUCUGAAGGCCCACCUGAAGAUCCACAUUGCCGACGGGCCCCUGAAGUGCAGGGAGUGUGGCAAACAGUUCACCACCUCAGGAGAGAAGCCUUACCUGUGUGACAAGUGCGGUCGUGGCUUCAACCGGGUGGACAACCUGCGUUCCCACGUGAAGACUGUGCACCAGGGCAAGGCGGGCAUCAAAAUCCUGGAGCCUGAGGAGGGGGGUGAGGUCAGCGUGGUCACCGUGGAUGACAUGGUCACACUGGCCACCGAGGCACUGGCGGCAACGGCCGUCACUCAGCUCACAGUGGUACCAGUGGGGGCUGCGGUGACCGCCGACGAGACGGAAGUACUUAAGGCCGAGAUCAGCAAAGCUGUGAAGCAAGUCCAGGAGGAAGACCCCAACACCCACAUCCUCUACGCCUGUGACUCCUGUGGGGACAAGUUCCUGGACGCGAACAGCCUCGCACAGCACGUGCGGAUCCACACGGCUCAGGCACUGGUCAUGUUCCAGACGGACGCGGACUUCUACCAGCAGUACGGGCCGGGCAGCGCGUGGCCGGCCGGGCAGGUGCUGCAGGCUGGGGAGCUGGUCUUCCGCCCUCGGGACGGGGCCGAUGGCCAGCCCGCUCUGGCAGAGACGCCCCCCACAGCCCCUGAAUGUCCACCGCCUGCGGAGUGAGCGGGCGUCCCUCCUUGUGACUGUUUAUUUAAGGAUGGCCGGCACCCUAGAUCUGAGACGGGUGGCCCCGUUCCCUAGAGAGAAUAAAUUCGAUUAUUUUCUAACGCUGCCUAUAGCUCCCUGUGGGGGUGGGGCGGGGAGCUGGCAGAGCUGUGGCCGAAGCCACGGAAGGGCUGCCCCUCCCAGGCACCAGCCGGCACCGACCUGUUCCUUGGCCAAGCGGCCAGGCUGUCCCUCCCGCAGAGUGGGACUGGUGCCUCUGGACCGGUCUAGGAAAAAAAAGCUGGCCGGAGUCGGGGUGUGGGCGGCACGCUUGGGGCCAGAGAGACCGUGGCUCCGUGCACCCCAUCCCCUCAUCCAGUCUCCCCCUUGGGCUUCUCACCUGUUCAGCUUCAGGACCUGCGCUCCCCUCUCCGCCGUGGAGCACAGCUGUGACCCUGCUUCCCCUCUGCCCAGUUGGGUUGGCUUACCAGGAUCCAGGCACCCCAGAGAGAGCCCAGCUCAGAAGCCCGUUCAGCCAGAGCGGCAAGGUAGGCAGAGAGCCAGGCCCAGCGGGCCACGGGCCCAGUUCUGUUGGGCUUGGGGAAGCAGGAGGGCUCCCCCCUCACUUCACAGGAUCAAGGCCGAGCCAGUGCCCCGCUCUUUCGGGAACAUUUAUUUGCCCUCAACCGAUGGAGUCUACGACCAGGCUGAGGGUCAGAAACGCGUGGCCAGGGGCUCUGAUGGGGGAAGGUGGGGGACACGGCCAGCAGGGGCCGUGGAACAGCUCAUCCUUACCCUCCUCGGGAGGGAGAGCUGACGCCGUCCCUGCCCCUCUGCAGUUUGCUCCGAGCAGUUGUAAUCCCUCCCUCAGAGAUGGCGCCACCUCCUCACUCCGAGAGCCCCGUGAUUCUCUCAAGUGAGACCAUCAACUCUGUGGUCCUGUCCCCACACCCCGCCUCCCCAGCUUGUAGUGGGUCCAGCUGCAGGGGGAGCAGGGCCCAGUCGCCCCACCCUCCUUGCUGGCGCCGGGGCAGGCCUGAAGGAGGAAGGGGCAAGAGACGAGACACCAAAGUUUGCCCACGAGGUUUCAGAGUUUGCCUGGUGGGUGGUUCCCCCGGCCCCCCCCCCCCCCCCCCCCCCCAAUCCAAC